Rhodofomes roseus is the source of this 913-nucleotide messenger RNA. Its product is annotated as ribosomal protein L1. NCBI's taxonomy places the organism in Eukaryota, Fungi, Basidiomycota, Agaricomycetes, Polyporales, Fomitopsidaceae. Bases 32 to 913 code for a protein of 293 amino acids. Gene Ontology annotation, cellular component: large ribosomal subunit. The record is from RefSeq and is a predicted model, not a curated record. The transcript is spliced from 6 exons. Gene Ontology annotation, molecular function: RNA binding; structural constituent of ribosome. Gene Ontology annotation, biological process: translation.
GGAAACUGGAACUCAAUCCUUCACCUCGACUAUGUCUGCCUUCCUCGCGCAGCUGGGCGCGCGCUGCCAUCCCUUCGAGGGAUCACUUAUUCGCAGAACAUGGCAGAGCUGUCGCCAGUUCCAUGGCAGUCAGGUCGUCCUCGCACGGCGGGACAAGAAGAAAGUCGUUCCUCUGACGAAGCCGCAGCUGGCCGCUAAAGCGCGGAAAAAGGCUCUCAAAGCCAAGAAGAGCAUCUACGCCUCGGAGAAGAUGACAUUGGAAGACGCCGUCAACGUGCUACGGGCCGUGGAGGUUGCGGCACCCGAGUCCACCUACGAGCUUGUAGUCAAGACGCUCAUGGUCAAGGGCACGACUGUUCCGAGGGGUCGUUACAGUCUUCCGAGGGAAACCAAACAGACCGGCCAUGAUCGCAUCCUGGUGUUUGCGGAAGGCAAGGCGGCAGAUGAGGCGAAGAGGGCGGGUGCUGACAUUGUCGGUGGUCCGGAGCUCGCCGAUGGUGUCAUCAGCGGUCGGCAUCAGGCUACGCUGUUUUUGUGCACUCCGGACCUGAUUCGUGCAAUAACACCGAAGCUUGGGCGUGUGCUCGGUCCUCGAGGUCUCAUGCCGUCUGAGCGUAGAGGCACAGUCACAGCGAACAUCUCCGGCUUCAUUCGGAAACUGAAGGGCACGAGCGAGUGGAGAGGCGACAAGGCAGGGACAAUCAGGGCACCAAUUGCGAAGAUGCACUUCCCUAUUACCGACGUAGUCAAAAACGUCCGCUAUUUCUUGAACGUGAUCAAGGAGGCAACUGGCAAUCUGGUGGAUCCCGAUGCUACGUCAAAGAAGGGCGCGAAUAAGAAGCCUCCGACUGCUAUCACACGGGUCGUUCUGAGCUCUCGACAGGGUCCAGGCAUUGAAAUCGCGGAUGCAUAG